Messenger RNA from Lachancea dasiensis, 621 nucleotides. The record is from the annotation of a GenBank genome assembly. Lineage: Eukaryota; Fungi; Ascomycota; Saccharomycetes; Saccharomycetales; Saccharomycetaceae.
AUGAUCAAAUCAACGCUUAUUUUUAGAGACGACGCUCUUCCGCUUUGUUCGUCUGUUGACGACGACACUGAUCCCCAACUAUCCGAACAGCGUAAAAAGGUGAAAGUACUGGUGUCCAGACUGACACCCACUUCUGCCAAUGAAGCCACCCUGGAAAGCGGAAGUUUCGAAAUACACUACGUCCGCGAAAACGCGGUGGCAUAUUUCGUGAUCGUGGAGCAAGGUUAUCCGAGAAACCUUGCCUUCUCGUACCUGAAGGAAGUUGCACAAGAAUUUGAGCACUCUUACGGAAAUGAGUACCACAAACCCUCGGUACGCCCGUAUGCCUUUGUCACAUUCGACAACUUCCUACAGAAGACGAAAAAACUGUACAGCGAUAGACGAGUUCAGAACAAUCUAGACCAGCUGAACCAAGACUUGAGUGGGGUCAAACAGAUCAUGACCAAGAAUAUCGAGGACUUGCUGUACCGCGGGGACUCGCUCGACAAGAUGAGCGAUAUGAGUGCCUCUUUGAAGCAGAGCUCGAAAAAGUACCGCAGAUCGGCCCAGAAAAUCAACUUUGACCUACUGAUCAGCCAGUAUGCGCCCAUCGCGAUAGUCGCCUUUUUUUUGUGUUUUUGA